AUGUUCUCCCUCUUUCAGUCGGGCAAGCUGACCGAUGUCACCCUGCGCGUGGAGAACGUAAAGAUUCCCUGCCACCGGAUAGUCCUCACCGGAGCUUCCCCCUACUUCCGUGCCAUGUUCACUAGCGGAAUGAAGGAGGAGGCCGUGCCCGAGAUCUCCCUCCAUUACAUCACACCCCUCGCCCUUCAUCGCUUGGUCCAUUUCGCCUACACUGGCCAGAUUCGUGUGAACGAGUUGAAUGUCUGCGAGAUCCUAAGUGCAGCCACCAUGCUGCAGAUGAGCCCGGUGGUCAACGUCUGCUCCUCAUUCCUCGAGUCUCAGCUGCAUGUUUCCAAUGCCCUAGGCAUCCAGGAUUUCGCCAAUUCAGUGGGAUGUCUCUCUCUAGCUCGAAAGACUCAAGCCUUUAUCGACCGCAACUUCAGCGAGAUUGUGAAGCACGACGAACUGGUGAAUCUGUCUCCGGCUCAGUUCACCAGCUUGAUCCAGCGUGAUGAGAUACAUGUGCGCACGGAGGCUGAGGUCUACAAUGCGGUGAUUCGGUGGGUCAAUCACGACAAACCCAGUCGACUAGUAAACCUGCUCGACACUCUGGCCCUUGUGCGCUGUUAUGCAUUACCGCCAGCCUUUAUUCGCAGUCAAAUAAAAAAUUGCAGCCUGCUGGCUGACGUGCCUGAGUCGAAGCAGUACAUGGAAAGAGUGCUGAAGGACCUGCUGGAGCACAAGAAUAUACCCACCAAGUGGAGAGCCGAUGCUCAUGCCCAGGUAGGUUACCUCCUGAUAGCCGAUCUCUGUGUGUUUGUUAUGUUUGAUGACAUACACACACACUUAAUGCCUUCCUUACGUAUGCUAGUUUAUCACUGCAAAGCUGAUGUGCGUUGCCUACUAGGUUUGCGGAAUAACCUUAAGCGAUGAGAAUAAAGGGUUUUGUUUGAAAUACUCCGCUGUGACCGCACACAAACGGUCAUUUUCAGGUAAAAAAACAGCUUGGCCACAACGGAGCACGAUUGUGCUCGCAGACAAUGUCCCACACCUAUGCCGUAAAAUAAGCGUGUCUGUUAUCAGCAUUUAUUUUUUCGCCCAGAGCCCGCCUUUGGGUGUUCGGCAGCAGUGACGUCGCAUGACCUACUUUUAGGACACUUCCGGAUACACUGUCUGUACAGGUGUAAAACAGUCCAGUCGCAAUACCUCGAAUGUGUUUGUUGAUCUGUACACUUCUGAGCCUACGUAUCUCGAGUCGUCGAUGGGACACGCAGCGACUAAUACAAUUUUCGUUGUCUGGUGUGUAAAAGUGAGUCUUCUGCAAGCGUAAGGGCACUUUACCGGUUCUCCGCUGACCUUCUUCCUGCGCAGCCCUUGUGCUAAUUAUCAUGUGUAUUGGUUGACUCGCAUCCCACUGAUAACAUUUGGCGAUACACUAUCUAGCUCUAUCACUCGUCAGAUUUACUCACAGUGAACGAAGCCGGGCACUGUAGCGAAGUUAUGAGUCAUUGAUUAUCUAUUGUAUAACUCUGGUUGCCGCAUCCGCGCUCAGCUUGGCAUUCGUCUGGAUUGUCCUGCUCUCUUAUCAUGCGGACAAUAAAAUAACUGAAAGUGUUGGUAAGGAGAGAGUCUUUCAGCAUGGCCGGCUACGGUAAGUUCUGCACGUCGUCUUAUCUGCCUCUAUCUACAUUGAUCUGGAGAUGGUCGAGCUCCAGUUUUCUGGUACUACCUACUCUCCCCGCGCCUAUUCAGUCAUCUACAUUCACGACUUCAGAUUUCCGACUCAGGUUUUAUAAAUUUCAGCGAAGGCAGCGCCAUCCCCGGUCUCCCUCAUGUUGUAUGUUUUCAUUAUUACAUCGAUAAGUUCUUCUGGAAGGACACGGGGUCACACGGAAUCUUGGAGGUCAAAGGAUGGCCAGACCUUGCUGCCAAGGUAGUUUGCCAAAUUGUGUACAGUCGAUGCAGGGGGUUAGACCACUAAGUUUACGUAGAAGCUUGCCAUAUGGAGGUUACCUCAGCGAAGAAUUGUUCUGACGAUCUUUUCUAGCCCGCCUCCAUUACGUCUGGUUAGUGUGCCUAUAGCAGCCAGCACACGUGAGGCAUGUCUGGACAGCGACUUUGUGUCACGUCCGAUGCUGCGUCCGAUCUCACCUCCGGUCGAUUUGACACGGGAAUGUCGCUGAUAUAUUAGUGAGGGGGAGGAGGAGGAGUGAAAAGGAAACCUACCCAACACAUACUAUCCUCGCUAUAGACAAACCUCAUGCGUCUUAACUUCACUAUGUGUCGGAAUUCGUGACUUAGAGAACUGCUACAUACAGCAGUGCAAUCCAGUCCUGCAUCUAACUGAAGGUCAGUCUGUACCGGCUCCUUCCUACCGUGGUCUUCGCGACAUUCCCACACCUGUGUGAGUUCUCAUACCCUCUCAUUGGAUACCGACCCGUAUUGAGUUGGGAACCAGCACGUGUGUGACACGCGUACAUGUAGUUUUGACCGCCCCUGGCCACCUCUUUCACGCCCAUCCCCACUCGCCUGUAGUGUGUGGUGCCGUUAGAACAUGAUGGUUGUCAUUUAGAUGCUACGAAAGCCUCCUCCAUUCUAAACUGGUUCACACUGCUCCCCAGGCAGUGGUGGUUCUCCAGCUAUGCAACGAAUGAACUUGCAGUAAUUAACUUUGCUGCCAGUUCACGUAGUUGGUGGGGAGAAGUCGUCAGUGCACAAUUUAUUCCAUCUGUCUCACCAAGCUACGCUACCAUUCUCGAGCCCGCCUCAACAUUGUAGCUUCAGUUGGUAAAUGUGAAGGUCCUCCCAGCCGUUGUGUUGACUGUAGGUUUCAGUAAAAUUCUCACGUCCGACAAGCCUGCGGUUAGGUUGGGCUGACUGUCGACGGUUAAGUCGGAAAUGACCAUCCCGGUCUCCCUUGCCCUUGUCGGUUCUCCGCCAACUGAAAUCAAAAUCAUUUUCUGUAAACUUUUUUCGUCCAGGGCUGCAAAACAAAGUUUGAUUUCCGUCGCCGAAUGCGCAGCCAACGGUGAUAGUACGUCCGAAAGUACCUAUUUCAGUCGCUCGAUGUUUGUCAGUACAAGCCGUUCGAUUAUAUUGCAAAUUUGAAGGUAUUUUAAUCCAGAGUAACUUACUGGCCAAAAGCACAGGCACACGAUAGGAGCGCUUUCGGUGGUAUCGUUAUGUGGCUGUAGGUUUAGUGAGUCCGUACGUUUACUUUUUAGUAUUGGCUUCAUUUCAAAUUCUAACUUUAGAAAUUAACCGGAAAUAACUGAGCGCAACUGGAACAGGGUAUUCGGAACACGAAUGCGCGUGUUCAUCCAAGUUCCUUGGCAAGCAUUAGUGUUGGCUUCGCCGAAAUUACCGCUUAGUGCUCAUAACUGACACUCCGUAAGUAACUUAUAUAAGUACCUCGUCCAAGACGAAUUUGAUCAAACAGUAAUUUCUAGAAUUAUUCUGCAGAAUACGAAAAAGGAAGCUUGACCACUGAGGUAAAUUGAGUUUUAGUCGAGGCUUCUAAACUGCAGAAGUCCAUAAACAAAAUAAACAGCAAUUAGAAGAUAUUUUCAGUCUCUUUUAAUAAUCAGGGCUCGGUGUAGACUCCGGAAACGUACUCUUAGGACCCUAUGCACCGAUGGGAGAUCUGUGUGGAGUUUAGCGGAUUUUGUUUAAGACCAUAGAACCCUCUUUACCUUCUGGGCAGCUCGGCUGACCCGCGUGCCUGCGUAGCUGAACUCUUGGCGCUCAUUAAGGCUGUGGUCGGUCACUGGAAACAUCCGAUCUCUUCUCCCCACCGCCAGUUCGUUUGAUUAGUUGUGAUUCCGCUCUUCGUCCAGUUUGACCCGUGCAAUUUCAAGGGUGAUUGAGACAUAGAAUCUGGUAAACGAGAUUUGAUUAUUUAGCAGUUUAUCUGGCAUUUUUCACCCACGAUUUAGCUGUAAAUGUUGUUCAUGUGGUAUUAUCUUCCUUGUCUCGGACGAUGGACUCUUGCGAGAACCUAAAGGCUCAAACCAGUAUACUCUUCGCCUACAUAGUCGAAGUCGUUCUUCGUCUUAUCUAAACCAAGACUUCUUCGGGAAUUGAUUAAUUACUCUUACUCUUUUCUAGGCCUGGAAUAAACACCGACAAAGACAGGGGAGACUUGAAUGGCCAUUUCUGGCUUAUUAGUCGACAUUCAUCAACCUUGCCCAACCCCAGCUCUUACGGAACCGGAGUUUUGAACCCGCGUUCUUUUGUCAUCAUGCGUUAUUAAGUCUACCAAUUGAGCCACGAGCUGGCCGUGAGUUAAUUUGGGAUAUUCGAUGUCAUAGGGUGGGUGUUUGCCGAUCAAGUUAGGGGACGUGCUCUGUUUACGCAUAUUGUCAACGCUAACUCCUUACCUGCUUCCGACGCCGCACAUGUAUUUUCGUUCUCUUUUCCUUGUCGGCUCCGUCAGAUGGUCUAUUCGGCCGGUGGCUACCUGCGGUACUCGCUAAGCACAUUUGAGGCCUACUGUCAUAGCACUGGUGCCUGGCACCGACUACCCGACUUGCCGAGUCCGCGCAGCGGUCUGGCAGCCUGCUCUGUGCGCGGCUGUGUCUACCUGGUCGGUGGCCGGAACAACAAUGAGCAGGGCAACGUGGACGCUCCGCACAUGGACUCCUACGACCCGGCCACUAAUUCCUGGCGCACUUGUGCCCCCAUGUCGGUGCCACGCAAUCGGGUGGCUGUGGGUGUCAUUGAUGAUAUGAUCUACGCCGUAGGAGGUUCGACCAGCACGACCCAUCACAAGACGGCCGAAAAGUAAGUGUUGGCCUGCCAUCUCCCGGGCCACUGACUUCCUCCCCCUCCUCUCUUUCUUUGGCUUUUACUUUUGGCCAAGAUUACCCCCUACGUGCGUGAGAAACCUCUGUCGAUACCAACUCUAAUAUCUCCAUUUAGCGCCCUAAUACCUGUAUAAUUAUUUUAAUUACACUGAGGUAGUUAUUCAAAUCCACCACAAUAGAAAACCUAAAUACUGGCAUUAAGAUUUUUUAUAUGUCCUCAGUAAGGUCAGCGCCUUGUUGACCCUUCAGGUGUGGCGUUUAACACACCAAUUCUUCUUUAAACUCUCUCAAUUUGGAUCUGAGACAUCUUCCACACUUUUGAGGGCUUGGUGAUGUGGUGAGUAGUUCGAGUUGUCAACGCCCAGUGGUUAAAGGUGCCCAAUAGAAACAGAAACCGGACUGGAUCAGGGGAACGAUCGGAUGCUUGCUUCUAUUCGAAAGAUUCGGCUUUGAAUUGGCUGAAUCCAGUGAGCUGGAACCUUUUUGUUUUAGAGAAUAGGUUUUAACACGAGAUUCUGGACCUCCUUGUUACGGUUGGCCUUGUCCUAGGUUCCAAAGGAAAUUAGGAUCAAGAGGGUUAGGAUUAGGGUUAGGUUCAUGAGUGUUAGUAUUAAGUCUGGUGUUGGUGUUAAAGUUAGGACACGGGGUCGGGAACAGUAAGGAAUUUAUUGCGGGAUCACCUACCGUACUGGCGGGGGGGGGGAGGGUCCAUGUUCCUGUGCCCGACCGGAGAAUGUACCGUCACACGCCGCUAGUCAGAAUAUUCGAUCGUUGACCAUUCGUCUCCUCAAGUCUCUAAAUCAGCUGUUUUCUUCUCUGUAAUCAUCCACAGGUGUAAGCUUUCAUCACGCCUUGUACUUGGACGCGGAAUUAAUCCUUUUGGAUGAUAUGACCCGACCGUGGACCCUGAUACCGCCCAUUCCACUGUGGUUUGUUGCAAUUGCAACUUAGUUACGGCCUUAUCUGCUACCUUGCGCGGUUUUAUUCACCCUUGCUUCUGCCUCAGUAUGUGCUAGCUGGAUUAUUGAGUGACGCCCAUAAUGAAUCUGCCGAACAUUUUACAUCCCAUGCUUGUCCUCGAUAAGUCUGACGGGCGUUGCAAAGUAGUGGCCAGAUAAAAAGUGAGCAUGAAGCCUUCACUGUCUAGAUUUUCCCGGGUUCAUAGAGAGUGAAGCCGGGUCCUCAUUUUCAUCAGAACUUCAGACUUUCCAUCUACUUAUGGGGACAUUUUCCCGUCGGCAGUUUAUUUCUCUUUACUUCUUCAAUCUUCCCUAUCCUCUCUUUUUUGCCAACUUACCUCUCCUGGCCUUUCUUCCAUCCCUCACGCCUUUUUGUUUAUUUUUGUCGUUUCCUUUUUCAUCCUGAACCCUUUCCCCUUAAUCCAGGUACGACGUUGACCUCGAUUUGUGGACUCCGAUUGCCCCUAUGCACUAUCCGCGAGUCGGUCUCGGAGUUGCCGUUGUCAAUAGGUGAGUAUCCGAUCAUUGUUUCCAUUCUUUUUCAUUCGCACAUCGGUUUUUUUCACAAAUCCAUCACAAGACCGGCAUCUCCCAGGGCCUGGCAGAAAUAUUGGCCGAUAUUUAAGUAGGAGAAAUUCAGGUUUUCGAACGGUCAAGAAAUCAACUUACGUAGUGCCCUAAUUCAGUGGCCUUGCUGGAAGAUGUCCUGUGACUGAAAGGCAGACGUUGUACCUACUUUUCAGCUCUGACUGACCGCAUUUGUGAAACAAGUGAACUUGUGGCUGUUGUCUCCCUUAGGUGAUUUCCCGAUUCUUGAAAAAAAAAACAAUUCCUGUUGCUUGAUGUUGAUCUGACAGUCAUGACGGUGGUGCAAGCAUCCUACUCUGAAUAGCCUCUAGGGUCUGAAAAGCCCUAACUAUGUGUCAUAAGCGCAGAUCUCAAAUCGUUUUGGUCUCGUCAAUCUUGUCGUCGGGAGUCAUUUAAUAAACACCUUGUCUCCCGAUUUCAAAAACAUUCUCUAAAUUGAACUGACUUAUUCGAAUCGGGAUUUCAGAGUGGAGCAUAACAGUCCCCACUACACAAUACCAAACUAUUUGUUUGGGUAGAGCUAGACUGUUCCACAUUGCCUGACAGCAGCUCUGGAUGGACAGGAUCUAGCUCCUAAUUCUCACACCCAGAACACUUUCGUGUUUCCCUUUGUCUGCCUUAGCAUACACAAGUGCAUAUGUUCAAGUUCAGCAUCCCCAUAUUUCCGAUCCCAUGUUCUAGUUUAAUUUGGGAGUAUCUGGCGAUGAAGUGUGGAAUCAGAAGCAGAUCCUUCAGACUGUGAAGGACAGCUGUCUAUGCGGAGUGGGGUUCGUUUACGGGAUGGCACCAAAAAGUGAUUAUGGUAGGUUUAUAUGUCUAAAAUUCUUGGUCAGUCUUGCAGAAGCCUGCAGCGACUGAUGGUCGUUGGAAUAAAGAGAGGAAAAUGAGGAUGCUUUCCUCUCUAGACCAACUGCUGUGGAUUUAAGCCGUCAUGGUCUCCGCAUGAUUCGUGUUUUAGUGGUUUUCAACCCGUGAGGACAAGGUGUACCCUUUCUCUAACGUAUCAUAUGACGUUUGGUCGAAUUGAGCUUAAGAAGGGUCGUUUGGGGCAGGCUUUGUCAGUUGCGACGUUCCAUUUCCGCCGGAAGAUGGGGAACCUGUUCAGGAGAGAGCGAGAACGUGAAGAAUCCCGUGUACGUCUUUCGAAGUCCGAGUCAUCAUUCUUGCUCAAAUAGUGGCAACCCUCGUCCCCUGCGAAGGACGAACUACCGGAGAGCUUGGAGCUCGCUGUCCUGGUUUUGAAUCAAUGCCUGUAACCCCAGUGCUCUUUUCAGAAAUGAACAUCGUGGACAAUAUUGUUUUGAUGGGCGUUUGUGCGUGUGUGCGGGGUACCGCUUGUUGAUUUACUAGUCCAAUCGCCUCAAGUACGAUGUUCCUAGUAAUCGGCGAGCCCAGUAACUGGGGAGGGCAUGUGUUUUUUGUUAAUUUUGGAGGCCCCCAAUUUCAUGCAGCAUGUUUUUUCCCACCUACCCACAAGAUUGCUGUACGCCGUUGGCGGUUUUGAUGGAGAUCGUCGUCUGGCCAGUGUAGAACGCUACGAUCCCGAAACGGACGUUUGGGUGGAGGUUGCCAGUCUUAAUCGGCCCAGGUCAGGCGCCGGUGAGUCUCAUCUUCCCUCUCGCCGUAUUGUUAUUGCAAUUUCUACUGUUCUUUGUUCUCGGUGCAUAGCGGGCGUUCGCGAUCUUGUCCACCACCUCCUCCUCCAUCAAGUGACGAUUAGAGGCGUUUUAGCACGUCCCCCUCGUCCUGCAUUUUGGCCCUUCAUUAUACACAAUAAAUGUCUGCUUUGUGGACAUGUGUCUCCAAAACUCCUACGAUGCGCGUUUUAUGUUUUGUUCCGCCGUAUCAGGCGUACACACACAGACACCUAAACAAUCAGCCUACACAGACGCUGCGUAUCAUCGCUCGUCGCGCACCAAGGUAAUUACCGUCGCUCUGUCGCCCUCGCUGGACGUACUCUGAGGGGAAUGCAAUCAAAACUGUGAUAGGCCGCCACUACAGCUGUUCCGUGUUCUGACUCGCGUCAGGCACCUCAUCAAGGCCGGCGCUGUGGCGAUGACGAUGCUGCUACUAUAAAUGAUGACGCUGACGCGUCAUUGUCUCUCGACGAGCGUCCCCCUCCACCCCCAUGCGCGAGCCUCUCUAUUCGUCGCCACAUGCUCGCGCAUAUAGCCUGCUGGCGCAGACGCCAGUAAGCGUCUUGACGUGCCGGCUGCUGGCGCGGAGCACUGUGUGAUGCUGUCCGCGGCGGCCUAUCAAACCGUCUAGCGCCUACGGCGGCUCUCACAAUCCCUUUGUGAUAUCGAAACUGCACCAGUCGAUGCAAAGGUGGAUGACCAGUUCACAAGUCGCCUUUCUCACUAGUUUAGCUUUCUAAGUUUCCCUAUCCUUCCUGGGCAAUCGGGCCGAGGAAAUACUGAUCGGGUAUAGCGUUUGAGAAGGGAGGCUGGGUGCUGACGAAAAGCCAUUCUCCAUGGCUCGAUCUGCACCAAAAGCUCACUUGACUUUCUUAGUCAAGAGAUAAAGUUGCCUGUUAUGCAGGUCAUGGAGACGCAUCGGAACAAUCGGUAAUUGAGAAGUGUUAUCUGUGAAGACGAUGGAGACUGGAAUAUAACCACAUCUGGCUUAUUCACCCUCUUCAGUCAGUUGUGCACCAACCGGAGGCAAGGAAGACCGAGGAUUUAACGUCAAGGUUAGUUGGUAAUUGUUCUAAGCCAUCUACCAGUUGCACGGGGGUGCUCGCGUUUAGUCGGUCGCUUCGCGCAAGCCGGCAUUAUCUACACCACUGACGUUUCACUAGUGUACCUCAACCAUUCUUAAUGCUCUCUAUCCAAAAAAAACUCAUAUAGGAGCUCCAGUGUGCAUUUUUGUACACUUGACCAACAGCUCGAAUGAAUUACAAAUAGAGAACUCUGCGUAGGACGUGUCUCCCUUUGCGUCCUGUGCACGCCAUCGCUACCGGCGCUAAAUGGGCUCUAAGGUAUAGUCUGUGCGUCGUUGUUGCGGGCUGGAAUAUCCGCCAUGCCAGUCAGCACAGUGCGCGAGCGCUCACAUCAAUAGUUUUUUUGGCCAAAAUGUUUUUCUCCUGUGAUCUCUCCCCACGCGUGUGUGUGGGUCGGGGUGGGUGUGUGUGUGUGCGUAGUCGCGACCUUUUCUCGUCCACAACAGUUCCUCCUUCGCCGUCUACGCCCACUAUCUAUCCGGAAGUUGCCACACUCACUACUGCGGCGGAUAGCAGCGCUGGUGGUGGUGGCUGUGGUGUAUGUGUCGGUGUCUGGGCGCGCGCCGCGCAGGCGCGUCUGUCGGUGCCAUUGUGGCGGCGCAGAGGUUGCUGCGAUUGUCCUCCGCUGUCUGGACGCCGCCCGCACGCGCGCGCUCGCUCGCUCGCGCGACUGGUACGGCCACCGUCUGCUGCAUACAACGCCCCACUCCCGCCGGUGCCUUGUGGGUCACCGCGACCGCCAGGACCGAAUAUUGUGUGUGCGCGCGCGCGCUGGGUGGGCGUGAUUCCGGAAUGCCGGUGGGUUGGCCAGCGCGCUGCUGUCACUGGUGUCGGAGACGGCGAACGUGCGUACGCAUCCGCAACAGCAUCUCGCUUGCCUCUCAGUCUUUUUGAAAUUAGAUGCCAGCAUUCUCUCAAGCUGCUAGGGCAGUAUUAGGGGAUUUGCGACAGGACUUGUAAGAUACAAGCCUACACAAACAGGCUGCGGCGCAGUACGUGUGAACAUCUCUACGGGUAAAGCUCGAGGACUUGUAAUCUUGAUCAUAUUUUGACACUUGGAGGGAGGAGGGGGAGAAAGACAGACGUCGUGUAAACCAGUUCGACCACCCGAUGGCUCUGUCCGCCCUCAGAUUUGAUGGUCUCUAUUAGAACCGUAACAAGACUUCCCUUUUCCCCUUCCACGACGCCUUCCGGACCCGCUCGUCCCGUAUGGGCUCCUUUGUGUCCGCCUCCACUCGACCGACAUUAUUUCUCCGACCAGUCCUUCCACUACAGCCCGCAACACCCCAACCUCAAGAUUUACAUAACUCAAGUUCACAGAACUACACACAGCGUCGGUUAUACAAUGCCGGUUCGUCUGCUCGGGCCACAUCUUUUGCGUUAACUGAGGGAACAUCGGAAUGGAGCUUUCGAUCAAGCAGUUCCUAAAUUCGAUGCAACGCACGCUGCACGUAACUGCAACUUAUGACAGUUAAGCAGUCGUUGGCUAUAUCGCAGUUGGUAGCCUGGCCCUGUAUCGCAGGUGGUUGGGGGGGGGGGUUGCUUAUUGGGGCUAUUUUGUGGGGCUCCAUAACCACACCUGACCCAUUUGGUUCCCGUUUUACGUUUGACGUUAGGAUUAUGAUACCGGUUAAUGGUUUCGGAGUUUCGGGUUAGAUUUAUGCCUUUAGGCUUAUGUUUUCGGGUUACGGUUCGAGUUUGAGCGUACGAAUAGGUUUCAGUAUUACUGUUAGGUUUUUCAGUAACGGGGCUGCCUAAGGACUGCGGUUACGUUUACGAUUUCGAUGAGGGUAAGUGUCAGGGUUGCCGUUAGGGUUAGCGGUUAAGGUUUAAAGUUGAGGUUAGGGUUAGGGUCAAAGUCGCCGCCCGCUUCUCCAUUCCUGGCUACCAACUGCGACCUAGCCCAGUCGUUUCUGACGGUGCCCACCGUUUGGUCCACAGUAUGGUGGGAGCAGGGGUGGCGACUUGCGCGCGAGUUAGUUUAUAGUGAUAGUAGACUUUCGACGCAUCUACCGCUCUCUGUCCCCCCUCGCUCAUCUGAGCCCGGUAUCGGAGCAAAAUCAAAAAGACAGGAGGCGGGAGAGGACUCAGGGGGCUGGCACGGCGAAAACCCGCACCACUACACCCCCUGGUACACAACGUACCAGGAUUUUAUGCAACAGGAAAAAAGAGGGCAGCUCGGAUCCCAGCCGCCAUGGCGUAGACCGGCACCUGGGCGUGCCGCCGCCACACCCCCAAGGUUGGCAUUGGUUAUAGGUACACAUUUCGAAUAACGCUGGUCGGACCCCGAUCCAGCCCCCGUGUUGGUCCGGCACAUUUACCACGUGGUCCGUUUUGGGUGCAAACCACAACUCAUGGCCCUUCACUGUCUACUACGCCCCGACUCUUGUGGUAUCGCACCUUCCCGACGUCCACCCAAGCUCCAAUCGCUUACUGUGAUGGUUUUCCGCCCAACAGCAGCGUAAACACUCGAACCAUGCAGUUAGAAGCAGGACUCGGCUCCUCGGUAAACUGAAUACGUCGUAAUAUCGACCACUGGAGUGACACUCUUUGCACCCAGACGUAAUCAUAUGAAGCUAGCCAUCGGCAAUUACGGCGACUUAAUUGUCGUGGGCUUGUGUCUGAUCCUUUCCCUUUUAUGUUGCGCCAAACUCAGAAUGAAGUCUGUUUUAUUAUUUAGACGAGCCUGUGCCCUCGCUCAUCUCUAGUGCCCCGACUGCGUUUUACCACUGGAACCAACUGAGAAUGGAUUGCGGAGAGUAGGAGCCAUGUCGCACAGUACCUUCCCUCUAAUCCAAUGUACACACAAAUGCACAUUUCCGAAACAGUAUUUACUCGCCUCAAAAGCAGUAGAGUGCCUACCGUUGUGUGUGAUCCUCCGACAACUGGCGUCGCGCUUGCGUAAGUGCGUGCGCUGUUAGUGUGCUCUUUUAGCUGAUAAAUUACGUCCUCGAAGUAGCGCAGUGUCAAACUAACUCUGUUGCUCCAGCAGCCUUUUGAGGUCGGGGUACUGCUGCGCCGUCGGUGUCGUCGCUGUGACCUUGGGUCAUAGCAAUCUGCGUUCGCAUUUCCGCGCGCAAGUUCGUCUUAAGCGUUGAGCCCCACAACAAAGUUCUGACAAGGCUCCCCCCCCCCCCAGGGGAGAGGGCAAACUGUAAACAACGCCGAGAAACUAGUUCGACGCGGGCAUUGUUGUGGGGGAGGGGGGGUGGAAUUGACAAAACUCUAGUCGUGUCUGUGCUAUGAUCAAUUGCAGGCGAAAUCCAUUUGACGGAUUUCAAUUAUUUUCCCGCAGGUAGCACCAAAUUAGGUACUUAAUCUGCCUCUUCCCUCUGCUCUCUCAGAACUGUUCUAGACGGUCCAGUUUACGGUCAUAGCACCCUAGUUUUCCAGGAACCUGGCCAAAUCGUGUAAUGUCAGAACGCGGUCGCUUGGGACAGUAUGAUGGAGCAAUGGUUUUCUGAAUUUUAGCCGGACGGUGGCGAAUAAAACCCUUUUGGGUAGCGGCCAACACUCACCAUAUCUUGAACCUCUUUUAAACGACAUGUAAGCCACUGUCCAGAUCGGUGUCCGGCCUCAAGGUAUUAUCGUUGCAAGGUUCGCGACUGCCGGCUCCGCGGGUCCCCUCCGAGGAUCAUGCAACCAUUCGCUACCUGCGGAUUCGUUGGGCUGAACACAACUAGGCAAGAGGGAACCCCUCGUCCCGGCUCACAAUUCAGCGUAACUAUUACCAACAUUAACUUCAUCUGCUAUCCUUCUGGAGCACCAUAAUGUCUCUGUUAAACGACUCAUGUCGUAAGUGUACAUUAGUAGGAAGCGAUGGCUCUAUUAAGAAAUUUCCUGGGUAACCGAGACCUUAAUCCGAGUCUGCAAAUAGUCCCCAACUUGUUUACUACUGGAGAGAGACAACAUAUUCUGUUGUUCAGUGGGGAUUUAAAACACCAUGAAAUUACUGCAUGAUUAACCGAAUUCCGUAUUGUAGUCUGCCCAAAAGCCCUAACAUUAAAAUAAGGGAGGGGGGUAGUAAAUGCAGGCUACUACUAUAAUUAUAUUUUUAGUCAUGCUACUAACUAUUGCCGAAUAAUCCCCGCUCGACACUGCCCGGAUUCUCGAGAAAUCCUCUAAAGCGGCUAUUAGGGAUGGCUACCCUGGAACAUUCACAAUUUAUUUCUUUCGAUCAGAGGACGACAGUCAACUGUAUCCGCCAAGUAUGAGGCUAAGUGAUUAUAGGGUCAGGAGAUGAACGGAAAUGAUCACAGCUUUCCAUUUUGUCAUCCUAACGCUUCACCCUCGGUUUCAAGAGCAAAUGUUGCUACCAUCCUAUCCGCCACUGUGUUCUUUAUAAUUUACGUGUAGAGAUGGGAGGGGGGGUGCGGAAAAAGCAGCUUUCUUCUCCCUGUUUUUCUUUUGCCUCUGGCGGUAUUUAGUAGUGCUCCAUGUUCCCUCUCCUGUAGGGACUUUCAGUCGUACCAGGUCGGCAGUUGGGAUCUUAACUACAUUCGUGAUUAACUGCCAUGACGCAUCGAACUAUGAGACGAGCCGAUUCGACCGUUACGUCUUCCGUCAUUGGCCUGCUUUGGUAGCCCUAGUACGAUCAAUAACUGCACCACCCUUAUACGCGGCAAAGUGUCAACUUCUAAAGUGUGCUCUCACAUUGAUCACCAGCUGCCAUACUUUGGGCACUUUGACCACAAUAUACUCCAAAAAAUUAUCAGCGCGGCUCGAGAUGCUGACAGACGGACUCGCUUGCGAAUGACACCAGUAUUUCCGACAAAAUUAAAAGCACUUGCUUUGCUGAAUGCUUUUUUCGGCCUAUAACCAUUAUUCCAUGCAGCUAUCGGUUGCAAAUCCUCCGCCAAUAAAGUUAUGCGAGUUUAGAUUCCUCGAUCCUUCCGUUCACCCCACGUUUUCUACGUGGGCUGAAAGCUAUGCUUGCCUGGAGACUCACGACGCAUCUUCAGCAGAACGAAAACUAAAUUUUUGAGCUCUCCCUUAAUAUCGCGAUGCAAAUUUAACACUUACAAUAUCUGUAGACUAGUCAGUCGAGUUCUAAGGCAACUACGUUACUGAAACACUGUGAAAGAUGGGUUGUGAAAACUUCACUGGUUAGAUUCUCCUAGCCCAUUUCAAACUUUAGCGCCCUUUUGGGCAGUCAAAGUCGGCACCAGUACGGUAGAUGUGAGAAAGGAUGACAGUGUGUACUAAGGCUGUUCCGAAAUUUUUUUCAGCUGUGUGAUUCUUGAGGGUCUCCUAGCCGCAGCACGGUUAUCCUCCGUCCGGCACUUCAGAUUCCAAAUUCCAGCUUCCGUCCAGACCGACCGGGCGUAAGGUAUUUUUUUGGCCGACAGACACCAGACUGUGUUGCGACCAGCGCUCUCGUUCGCACAUUUCAGGUAGGCGGGAAGACGGCGCUCGCGUGUUGACGUUUGUACGAUCCUCCUCGGCGCGAUCGGCUACGCGAGCGCGCGCGGGCGCGGGCGCGGUCGACGCGCGCAGACCGGCUGGUGGCAGACACAAGCGGUCGGGCUGCAGCGCCGCCGUCGCCAGACGUGCGUGUGUGUGUGUAAACACCAGUGCACUCCAGCCAGACAGUUAUCCCCGUGUGCAUGUCUGUCCGGCCAUGCUAGAGUCGAUCCGCUUCCUGCUACUCUCUGACAAGAAUGUGGCGGUGAAGGAUAUCACACCAAGUUUUCGUCCCUGCUAAUGACAGAAGCCCGAGAGCUGUGAGAGUUAGUUCGUUCUGUACACAGGGCAGGUUGCCGUGGGCGGGCAAUUGUGGGUCAGGACAGGGCGCUCGUUCGGGAGUACGUGAGUAACAGUGUGUGUCUGCGCGAAUCUGACAUGUCCGCGUGCUCAUGGGAAAUGGCUUGGACAUGGACUGAGUCGGUGGUUCCAUGAUCACGGGACCCCAGGAGUCAAGCUACGCCGGCCGGUGGAGUCUGCUCAUGGGCACAGCCGUGACUGGGCACCACGGAUCAAGCCUGAGAAGUGGUUGUGUGUUACCGGUAUGUCUGCAGGUUAGCACGGUUGUCGCGGCCGGCAACUGACAGUCAGACGCGGGAAAAUGGGGCACCGGAACAGUCCCGAGCAGGCAGGACUGGGCACUGAACUGUAUGCAUUCACAUGCAUUGCCUAUCUCGGCCACUCUCAUAGCGCUUUAUCCAGGCCCCCCUACCUGCAUGUGACCGCAGUUCUUAUGGGACCCUCUUUUUGGAAGUUCUAGUGGUCACGAGCAAGCGAUUUUUUUCAUCACGCUUGCCCCACGAUAAUGACUGGAAGUAUUCACAACAUCGUCGCUACUUUCCUACCUUCGCGAGUAUCUAACCCGACAAGGGGCUGCAGUUACGAGAUCCGCUAUCCGAGAACGUGAUCGGAGGCAACACUGUCCAAGCUCUCAGCCGGUCUCGUGAGCGCAGUUCCUGGAAGAACAUGACUCGGCUGGAAAAGUAUCGCAUACUCACAACCCCACAGUACCUGAACUUUGAGAGUGAGUAUGGGCUCACCAGUGGUCUUUAUCACUCGCGAGGAUCACCAACUUCAAAUUUUGCAGUCAUAUUUGUGAGAAUAGCGCCCUUCUCUCUGUAGCAAGGCAGAAAAGGCUUUCGGGCUGUUUUUGCGAGCCGAUGUGAACCACAUAAAGGUGUGCGUGCGCGGACCUUAAGAGGGCACCCCAAUUUCGUUUUAUUGCUAAACAGCGCUUCAGUGUGGCGUUUUGACCCAGACUCAGGUCGCUAGACCACCUGUCUCAGUAGUGAGGUGGCGUACCAACAGCGGGACUCCUAGAGGAGGUGCUUCGUUCUGUCACUAGCAUGCACAUCGAGGGGUUUUGUUUUCGAAGUGGGUAAUGGAGGAAAAACAUUCAGCAGGUAUGGCUGAAUUAUGGUCUGUGCUGUGGGCUGUCAAUUUCGAAUCGUCUUUGCAGCAACCAGAGAAGACACGAAAGCGAUUUAUGGUUUGCUAGCCGAGUUUCCUCAAUUUUAUCAGCAGCGAGCUCCGACAUCUCUUCUCGCUUCCAAGUAGUCAGUUUUUAAGGUUGAGGUUGAAUGUAGACGGGCUUGAUUGAUGUCGCUCAACAUAAAACGAUUGAUUUUGCAGAUAACUAUUAAGUACAUUCUCAGUAAGCAACUGUUAGUGCACCGGUAUAUGUUCCAUUUACUGCAAAUGCCGCAAAACUUUGUAGUCAAAAUCUGUCGAUCUUUUUGUGACGGCUCGUGUCAUGUGGGGUAAAGCGUUCCAGAGGAGAUGCGAAACCUCUCGUUGAAGCCUGAUGCACGCGAAUUUACGGAUUAGGACGAGUGUGACACGUUAAUUCGUGACACCAACUCCCACAGUUACUGCGCAGAGACCCAUCUCCAGUCGCCUCGAUCCCAUAUUUCCACUAAAAAGUACGAAACUUGAUAGCGAGGCUGAUUCUUUGCAAGUCCACAUCAAGCUAGUGCACAUGCAAUCCAUCACUGUCUCCCUAACUCGCGACAGUGUUAUUCCUCAUCGAGUAGGGGUAACGGAUCCAUACGUACAGCAGAAUCGCAGUCUCUGUUUAUCGGUGUCGGCUGAUUACCGUCCUCCCUAACUUUGCUGAACCACAGUUUCUUUUGCAUCAUCAUCAUAAACCUAAUCGGUAAUCCUAUUUUGAGGGUUUAGCCCAAAAAAUUUCUGCCCAACUCUUGGACUUAACACCCAUGGAGUUUUUUCAUACGUUGUCAAAUGCCUUAACUAAUAGAUCAUGUACAAUUACUUGAGAUUCUCCUUCGCUGGCACAAGAUUUAUCAUUAAAAAGAACUCAGUCAGACUAUUUUUGCCACAAUGAAUUAUAGUUGUCGUCUUGUUUGAAAAAAGAGUACAAUCUUAAAACCUACUGUUAUGUCGAACUAAACACUCGAACUAAGGUAGAGGCAGGAACUGCUUUUUGAUGAUAAUGAUUAUGCAGAACGCGAAUGAGGCGGUAUUUACUUCGCCACUUUAAAACAAAGUCAAAAGUCUAGCUAUGUGCGAGCAUUGUCGUUGGCUUUCUUUAUCAGACCCCGAGUAGUCCUUUAGCCUGCCGCGAAGGCUAAUCAGACUUCAGAUAUUUCCCAAACGCCUAUUUUGCUUUGGCCACGGACGUAUCCCUUUCCCCCAUAGAAGACCGGGACUAGAUCGCCUUCAAUUGUUGUCGUAUUUCACCUCAGACUUCCUGUCUGUUGCCUGAAGGCGUAUUUUUGAUACUUCCGGUUCAUUAGACGUGUUUCAUUCGGUUUCCCCGCCAUUUGCCAUAGUGUGCCUAGCCCUUGCUCAGUCGCCGAGGUGUGAGCGGUUCUGUUUACUUUUGGCGCAGUUACAUUAAUUUGUCUCCGUACUUCCUGUCUGGCUCGUCUCUGAGGUCAAGUGGAGGGAGCUGGCAGCUAAGCAUGACACUUUUGUCUGAAAGGCGAGGCUGGGUCGCCAGCCGCGCAUCCUCAACACAAAGUUAGACUGCCUAACUUGAGUAUAGUUCCUCUGUUUCAAAUAAUAUUUAAUCGUUCUGAGACACACUGCUAAUUUGAGAGAUGGUUUGCAUUUUGUACCUCAGGUGUGGUAGGACUUGGACAUCACAUUUACGCUGUCGGCGGCUACGAUUCUUUCAGUCAAUUACGCAGCGUGGAACGCUAUGACUCGGAGUGCAAUGUAUGGGAGUACAUGGCCCACAUGAUUCAUCCCCGGUCUGCACUCAGUGCUUCAGUUCUCAAUGGAAAAAUCUGGGUUUUCGGUGAGCGCAUUUUUGGCAGUCUCUUAGUCCUGCCUUAAGUCACUGUGUUAUUUAAUGAAAAUUCGUUUAUUUGCAAGUUCUCCUACUGAACUAGGUGACUGUCUUGUAUGUGCUAAAUCGCUGCAGUAGUGCCGAACUUGCCAUUCCGAAGUUUCACAGAGCCUUGCUGCGAUUUAUGCAUAUACGGUUCAGAUGAGUUCCCCUAAGGGCCGUUACUAGGUGGACUGCGGAUCGUUCUUUAAUUUCGGGCCUUCGAGUUAUUAGAUGGUAUUUUCAACCAUCUAAAUUCCAUCGCUGAUCGGGACACCCACGUGUCAAUUGUCAUCUGUCUCCCCUCCACCGGAUACAAGAACAUUACUUGCUUACUGUUUGCAUUGUGAUGGCUUCUGACAACAGAGUAGUACUGUUUGCAAAGAAAAGGAAGGGCUUUGUCAUGAGUGACGCAAAGUUACAUAGUUUCUGGCUCGACAAUGUUAGGGUGAAGGACCCUACUUAAUUUUCGGUAGACUGUGGAUCGUUUCAUAGGGUAAUGAUGGCAAUGGGGUUUUAAGGGUGGGAAAGCACGCCAGACAGUAAGCUGACAUAAUGCAAGAAAAUGUGGGGAUUAGAUUUCUGCCGAGAGUCUUAACGUGCGCUUCCGCAUGGCCACGAAAAUGAGCGCUGUAAUUAAAAACAAACAAGAAGCAAAUUUUCAAAGAAUUGCGGAGUUGAAGUGAUGGUGUGAGGUCAUGGAAGUGAUUUUUGUUGGCGGUGUACUGUGUGCAAAUGGAUGCCAAGGUAAAACCUCACAUGACACGAUCACCUAAAGUCUACCGACAGUUAAUUUGAAUCCUCCACCCCCACCACACCUCCUGGUUCUAAUUGGAGUCAGGUGCAAAGGACGGUGUCUAGUUAGCCCUAGAAGCCAUGUCAUGCCGUAUAAUCAAAAACCCCGAAUCCACUUAAGAAAAAGAUCUUUUUAAUUGCAGUCGGGGCGCAUUACGGCCCACGCCCUGCUUCGACAGGUCUUUUUUGGGGAAUGUUCAGAUAGCGGAUUGCGACAGAUCACACCUAACAUCGAAACUUUAAAAACCUCUCAGGACAUAUCGUAUGAGUACUCCUCCCCCCCCCCCUCCCCCCGAAAAUCCACAGGGCCCUUCAAACGAGAGUUGGGACAAUGUCCUAGACAAAUGCAUUUAUUUCACUAACAAAAUAUAUAUAUGUCAGUUUGUGCGGAAAAAGAACAUUCACACAGCUGGCCCGAUAUACCUCUCGAAGGAAAGGUCUGAUUUUUCGAAAGCUCAAGAUCCAUCCUGCACCCAUUCCCUUCUGCACAUAUUCGAGGCGAGGACUCCGUGUGACAGUCAGGUUGUCUAAGUGCCGUCAGCACUCCUCAUCCCAGCGUACUAACUGCCGACGUGAUUGAUGCAAUGCAGUGUGUAACCUAAUCCGAACUUACAGCACGGACUUUUAGGACGGGGUGUUGCAACUUAGCGUGGGAAUGGCGUUCGCCGAUCAGGCCUGUUUGCAGGACAGAGUACUGACUUUCCGCAUCGCCCUGGAGCUCCUGUCUGGCACCCUCACUGGCGGUCACACAACGAAGAGCAAUCAAUAAUUGGGGGGCGGGGAGGUUCCUGUUGCAAACAAAGCCAAGUGAAAGUAUGUCCAUCCCGAACUCAGUAACCACCUGUGCCCAGACCCAAUUUGCGAAUUCACUUGGCCGGCCAGAAAUCUCCAGCUUAGUCCUUUUCAUCUUUAUUGGUAAUGCCUGUUCAUGACUUUUUCAGUUUCGCCGAACUAUUCGCAUACAUUUUAGUUAAAAAUUCAGCACAGUAAUCGCCCAGUGCUCACUCCAAUCCAAUCUAACAGUCUGAAAAUAUCGUCAACUGCUAUCAGGGCACUCUUUGCCUAAUGUCUACACGCAUCUUAACCUAAAUGCAAUGCUUCGAAGACGGUAAGAUGUGGUUUGGUGGCCCCACCUGAUGUACACAACACUGUUGGGGUUGGGGUUAAGAGUUAGGGUUAGGGGUUAGCGCAACUAUUUUCCACCCAUUCAAAGUACAACCGUGCACGUCUAGUAGCUUUUCUUUUGCAUACAACUACUCGACCUCACCGCCGGUGCGUUCCCCAACCCCACCUGUAAAAACAGGUCCCGUAUUAGAGGUGACAGGGUUUUUUUUUACUUCAGGUGGGGCUAUCGAACCACAUUAGACCCCGAAGACUUUGACUUAAGUUAGUCCAAUUAUUUUAAAGGUUGUUGUAUCGCCAGACUUGAUAGCCACAAUACAGUGUAGGAAGUCAUAGCGAACACUUCAAUCCUGAUCAACCAAAGCUCUCGCAACCGUCGCUGCUGGGAUGGAGGAGGUUAGUUAAUACAAUCAGCGUUUAAAUAAAUCCGUUCCCGGUGAGCCCAUAUUCACAACCCAGUCGGUACGUAAUUGAUCCGUCACGUGACUUGACCAUCCUUCCUCUGGGACCAAGAAUGCGGGAGGAGUAAGACUGAUGCUGUGCUCGUGUUAUAGGUUAAUUCGGAUGCAAGUCACCACAUAUCAUCCGUGGUGAUGGUGGUUUUCGUCGAUUUUGACGGAAAAACGACUAUACGUGUGCGUCGGUGCGUUUAGUGUGUGCAUUCGAAGCUGAGACUUUUGGGCGGUUUGGUUUCUGUACAUCCUAGUAGUCAAUUAAUGGUUCUCGCUAUCUUUGUCGUUCCUUCGUCCAGGUCCAUUUUACUACCUUUUCUGCUCCCCACGGCCACUUAAACUCUUCUUUUCUUCCUACAGGUGGCUAUGAUGGAAACGAGUUUCUGUCCAGCGUCGAGAUUUAUGAUCCCUCCCGAAACAUGUGGGUAGAGCGAACCUUCAUGCCUUUUGGGAAGUCUGGUCACGCGGUAGUAACCAGCCGAGAACCCACCCUGACCACCUGAGAUCUUCUAUUUUCCCUGUUCUCUUAAAUUCUGCUCUCUAUUCACUACUCACUUAUUACUGCUCCAGCCUCCAGGCAGUGAAUCAGUGGAGGGUGUGGACGUCCUUAUUUUGUUGCGGCUCUCCGCCCCCCUCCCUCCUCUCCUAGUCCAAGAACUUGCCGAAAUUUGUGGAAUCAUAGCGAUGCCUUAUCACACUCGCUUGCAACAUAUGACUAUACCCAACAUCUUCCCAUCACCAGACUCAUCAAACCGACUUGACAGCUUCAUCACCACGAAUCUGCCCUAUGCCGGUGACGAUGACAACUGA
Molecule: messenger RNA, 20987 nt
Organism: Spirometra erinaceieuropaei
Lineage: Eukaryota; Metazoa; Platyhelminthes; Cestoda; Diphyllobothriidea; Diphyllobothriidae
Source: the annotation of a GenBank genome assembly